Molecule: messenger RNA, 1186 nt
Organism: Phacochoerus africanus (Common warthog)
Lineage: Eukaryota; Metazoa; Chordata; Mammalia; Artiodactyla; Suidae
Gene: LRRC75B
Product: leucine rich repeat containing 75B
Exons: 4
Coding region: 1-951 (316 amino acids)
Source: RefSeq, a predicted model, not a curated record
AUGGGGGCGCGGCUGGGCCCGCGGGCCCGGCCUGACGCCGGCUUGGAGGCCGGGGCGGCGGCGGGGUGCGGGCCUGCGCCGUAUGAGCGCCGGGUGCGCUGGCUCCGCGAGAUCCAGUCUAUGCUCCGCGAGCGGCGGCCCGAGCGCGCCCGGCAGCUGCUGCGCCUCCUGCGCCAGGACCUGGGCCUAGAGGGGACCCUCCUCACAGACAUCCUAUAUAGGAAUGUGGCCUACCUCAAUCUGGUGGACCCCAUCUCCCAUGACCUGCUUGUGAACCUGGCCCGCGACCUGCAGUGCCCCAAGUCAGACCACAAGCUCUGGAACUCUUCAGACAGGAUCUGCCAGCAGCUCAUCUACCACCUCACCCCUCACUCCAGGCGGCAGCAAGGGUCUGGCCCGCCCCAGAGGAAGACCCAGAUCAGCCUCAAGAGCAGCCUCCAGAAGACUCUGCCGGCAGUGGGGGAGACUGUGAACCUCUCAGGGAUCCUGCUGUCGGUGAGGGACGUGCAGCACAUCAUGCGCUACCUGGGCCGCCAGGGCGCGGGGCUCACGGUGCUGGACCUGAGCUUCAUGGGGCUGAGCGAGGAGCUGCUGCACCAGCUGCUGCCCAGCCUCUGGACGCUGCCCCGCCUCACCCAGCUCCUGCUCAAUGGCAACCGGCUGACACGGGCCGCUGCCCGCGAGCUCACUGAGGCCAUCAAGGACACUGCCAAGUUCCUGGUACUGGCCUGGGUGGACCUGGGCAACAACAUGGAUGUGGCCUCCCUGCCCCAGGCCCUGCUGGUUGGCCUGCGCCGGCGGCUAAGCCAGCACACCUCGCUGCCCACCAUCUACGAGGGCCUGGACCUGGAGCCCAAGGGCGGUGUGGCUGAGGCCAUCACUAUUGCCUCCACCUGGGGCUCUGCAGCCACUGGGCCAGGGCCCGAGCCCCAGGCCUGCUGCGCCAGGUGACCUGCCACCUGCCCUGUCUCCCGCUCCUGAUUGGCUGGCGAUGCCCCUGAGCACAUGGGGGGCAGGUGAUGGAGGUGGAUCCAGGGGAAGUGCUCAGACUGGAGUCAAGGGCACAGAGAAGGAUGGGCUCCGUGGAGACCAAAUGGCGGUCCAGGGUGCAGUCUCUUCCUUUCCUCAGCAGGGGGGCCCACCACUUGCUGUACAGACCACACAAUAAAGGGUGAUGCCCCCUUCA